Molecule: messenger RNA, 615 nt
Organism: Dictyostelium discoideum AX4
Lineage: Eukaryota; Evosea; Eumycetozoa; Dictyosteliales; Dictyosteliaceae
Product: dihydrofolate reductase
Exons: 2
Coding region: 1-615 (204 amino acids)
Biological process (GO): tetrahydrofolate biosynthetic process
Molecular function (GO): NADP binding; dihydrofolate reductase activity; oxidoreductase activity
Source: RefSeq, a predicted model, not a curated record
AUGAAAGUUUCAAUUAUAGUUGCAGUUUCAAAAAAUAAUGUUAUAGGUACAAAAGCCGGUGACAUUCCAUGGGAAUUACCAAAAGAUUUAAAACAUUUUAGAGAUACAACUCAUGGUUUUCCAUGUAUUAUUGGUAGAAUUUCAUUAGAAGCAUUUGGAGAUUUAUUACCAAACAGAUUUAAUAUAAUUGUUUCAUCAAAAAAAGAAUUUAUUAAUAUUAGAGAGAAAAUUGCAAUUAAUUUACCAGAAUAUGAGACAGGUAUAACAGAAAAGGGAGCCCAAUAUGUUAUUGUAAAAAGUGUUAAAGAAGCAGUUGAUUAUGCAAAAGAUAUAUUGAAAACAGAUUUAGUUUAUAUUUGUGGUGGUAAAGGAAUUUAUGAGGACUCACAACAAUAUUCACAUGAAUUAAUUAUCACCGAUGUUGAUGUUCAUAUUGAAGAGAAUGAUGUUGUAAUUUAUAAUCCAUUCCCUUCAAAUGAUGAAAGAAAUAAAUGGAAAGUUGUAAACCAAAUUCAUCACCCAAAAGAUCAUCAAAAUAAUUUAGAUUUCUCAAUUACGUAUUAUGUUAAAAAUGAAGAAAUAUUAAUAGAUUAUAAAGUUGAAAAUCAAAAUUAA